UAAUAAAUAUUAAAUUUUUUUGUAAUAAUUGCGUUUAUUCUGUGUUUUUACUUGUUAAUUUUAAGCCAGAAUGGCUCUCAGCAAACCAAUUACGUCGAAAUUGAAAGAACGUUCUCGGACAUUUCACGAAGAAUGGGAGAUGCAAUAUUGCUUUACUGAAAGCAAAGCAUUGAAGCCCAUAUGUCUUAUUUGCUCCACUACGAUUGCCGUCGCCAAAAAAUAUAAUUUAGAACGGCAUUUUAAACAAAAUCAUUCAAGUAUUAAUAAAAACUACCCGGAAGGAAGUUCUCUAAGAGCUGAGUUUAUAAAGAAGAAAAAAAAAGAAAUAUUUGCCAAAAAUAAAAAGCCUUUUUCUGAUGGGGAAAUUAUUAAAGAGGCUUUAUCAAUUUUUUCUAAUAACUGUAAUGAUAAAAAUAUAAAAACUAAAGCAGACGGUAUUUCACUUUCGAGAAAUACUGUAACAAGACGAGUAGAGGAGAUGUCAAACGAUAUUAGCAACCAAAUAACACAAACCGUAACGAAAUAUUUAUUAGAGCUCAGCCAGUUGGAAACUACAAGUACCGGAAGAGACAUAUUUAUGAAAAUCAAGGAAUGUGUCGACAGAAAAGGUAUAGCAUGGGAAAAAAUUAAUUCUGUUUGUACUGAUGGAGCACCCGCUAUGACGGGAAAAAUAAAUAGUUGUGUGGCCUUGUUAAAACAGUUCUUAGGCCGGGAAUUAUUUUCAUAUCAUUGUAUCAUCCAUCAGGAAGCUUUAUGUGCCAAAGAUAUGAAGUUUAAUGAUGUUAUUGAUCCUGUAGUACGCUGUAUUAAUUAUAUCCGAGCCAAAGCUCUUCAUCGAAGACAAUUCAGGGUUUUAUUUGAAGAAGAAAUCAAUGAAUUCGGUGAGUUACAUUUGUAUUGUGCUGUCCGCUGGUUAUCUAAGGGUGAAAUGCUGAAACAUUUUUUUUCUUUUGCGGAGAGAGGUCUUGCAAUUUUUAGUAGAAAAGCAGGCAAUGCCUGAUGAGCGAGAUUUACUUGAAAGUGAAUCAUGGUUAUGCGAUCUUGCGUUUUUAAUAGAUAUUACACAGCACCUCAACAUACUUAACCGGAA
Sipha flava (yellow sugarcane aphid) is the source of this 1090-nucleotide messenger RNA. Its product is annotated as general transcription factor II-I repeat domain-containing protein 2B-like. The transcript has 3 exons. Bases 71 to 1000 code for a protein of 309 amino acids. The record is from RefSeq and is a predicted model, not a curated record. NCBI's taxonomy places the organism in Eukaryota, Metazoa, Arthropoda, Insecta, Hemiptera, Aphididae.